This is a messenger RNA of Gilbertella persicaria, 1876 nucleotides long. Its product is annotated as P-loop containing nucleoside triphosphate hydrolase protein. The transcript is spliced from 8 exons. Gene Ontology annotation, molecular function: GTP binding. Gene Ontology annotation, cellular component: nucleolus. NCBI's taxonomy places the organism in Eukaryota, Fungi, Mucoromycota, Mucoromycetes, Mucorales, Choanephoraceae. The coding region runs from base 23 to 1402 and encodes 459 amino acids. The record is from RefSeq and is a predicted model, not a curated record.
AUACAAAAGAAGAUAUAACAUUAUGGCAGGAAUUAAGAGCAAAAAGAACCGCAACGCCGAUCGUUUUAGUGGAGCAAAGGGCAAGAAAGAUCCCGGGAUUCCUAACUUAGCCAACUUCAAACAAAGAAAACAAAAUAAAGAAGAAGACAAUAAGAAAAAGAUUGCUAGUAACAAAGAACGUCAAGAUUUAGCCCGUCAGAACUUACAAAACAGAAAUAGAAACUUGAAUAUUUUUGAUAUGGUCAAGAAUGCUGAGAAACGAAAUCAAGCAUUUGAAGAAAGUCAUGAUGUAGACGAGGAUGGCAGAGUGAUUGUAGACGCAGCAGCUACUGGUCAAAAAGACAAUUCUAAGAAGGCUUAUUAUCGAGAAUUCAGAAAAGUUUUGGAAAAUGCAGAUGUUAUUUUGGAAGUGUUGGAUGCUCGUGAUCCUUUAGGUACUCGUACUCGAAGUGUAGAGCGUAUGGUGAUUGAUAGUGGCCUUGAUAAAAAGAUUAUUCUUGUAUUAAACAAAAUUGAUUUGGUGCCUAAAGAAAAUGUUGAACAAUGGCUCAAGUAUUUAAGAAACGAAUAUCCAGCUAUUGCAUUUAAAGCUUCUACUCAAAAUCAGCGUAAUAAUCUGAGUCAAUCCAAUGUGUCUACUGAUGCUGCUAGUAUCAACAUGUUGAAUUCUGCUGAAUGUUUGGGUGCAGAUACUCUUGUCAAGCUAUUGAAAAACUAUUCAAGAAACGCCAACCUUAAGACAUCCAUCACAGUGGGUAUUAUUGGUUAUCCUAAUGUAGGCAAAUCUUCAGUCAUCAAUUCCCUUAAGCGAUCCAAAGUGUGCGGUGUUGGCUCCACUCCUGGUUUUACAAAGGUUGCACAACAGAUCACAUUGGAUAAAAACAUCAAAUUGCUUGAUUGCCCUGGUAUUGUAUUUGCUCAACAAGGUCAAGAUGGUCAAAACACAGCUGAAAUUACUUUAAGAAAUUGUGUCAAGGUCGAAUUAUUAGAUGACCCAGUCACACCAGUUGAAGUGAUUGUUUCUAGAUGUACAACAGAACAAUUAAUGGCUAUGUAUGAAGUACCUUAUUUCAACAAUGCGCAUGAAUUUUUGGUCUUAUUGGCUCAACAGCGCGGUAAACUCAAAAAGGGUGGUGUUGCUGAUACAUAUCAAGUUGCUCGUCAUGUAUUACAAGACUGGAAUGGUGGAAAGAUUCCAUACUAUACCAUUCCUCCAUCUUCCAAGAAGAGUCAUAUCGAAGCUUCUGUUGUUAAUUCAUGGGGAAGAGAACUCGAUCUGGAUCUUGAGUCUGCUGACAUUGUUCUCACUGGACUAAAGACAAGCAAUGAAUUUGGCUCUAGUGUCGUUAUGCAAGCCAAUGAUGAUAUUGACAUGGUUCAAGAUAUUGAUAUGGGAAGGUAAGUUGAUAUACACUAAAUUUUAGCUGACAAAAUACAUAGCCAAAUGGAAACUUCAAUGGAUACUGAAGAUACAACAACUUCACAACCUAUUAUUCAAGUGGACAGAAUGUUGCAAAUGAAGAAAAAGAAUGCUAUCAAUAGACCUCAACAUAUUUUAUCACAAACAGAAGAAGAAAUCAACCCACAAUUGAACCAACAACUUAAAAAGCAAUUGAAAGCUCAACAAAAGAAAGUUAGAAGACAAGCAGAUGGUCAAGGUCAUAAUAACUUGUUUAAUGAAGAUGAUGAUAUGAUGUUCCAAACUGAAUUGACAGCUCCUUCUUCUACUGGAUUCAAUCCCAACUUAAUAUCCGCUCCAAUGAUUGAUGAGGAUGAAGAGUUAUAAAUUUCAUUCGUUCAGGUUCAUAUAUUUAUGCAAAUUAAGCAUUUACAUGGGAAUUAUUAUAAAAUAAAUCAGCCAAUUCUUUUUUUUUUU